This is a messenger RNA of Anas platyrhynchos (mallard), 3745 nucleotides long. It is a transcript of the gene CARD10, whose product is annotated as caspase recruitment domain family member 10. Gene Ontology annotation, molecular function: CARD domain binding. Gene Ontology annotation, cellular component: cytoplasm. Gene Ontology annotation, biological process: regulation of apoptotic process. The record is from RefSeq and is a predicted model, not a curated record. NCBI's taxonomy places the organism in Eukaryota, Metazoa, Chordata, Aves, Anseriformes, Anatidae.
GAGGGAAGGAGGAGGAAGAGGAGGAGGAGGAGGAAAGGUGCAGCGGGGUGGGGAGAGCGCUCCAGGCACACCUGCAGGAGCGGCGCGGAGCCGGGAUGGAAGCCCUGGAGAAUGCCUCUCUCCAAGCCUGCAGCCUCUCGGAGCAGGAGGAGGAAGAAGAUGCCAUCUGGGAGAAGAUCGAGAGCGCACGGCACCAGCUGACCCGCUCCCUGAACCCGGCCAAGCUCACCCCCUACCUGCGCCAGUGCCGCGUGAUAGACGAGCAGGAUGAAGAGGAGGUGCUGAAUUCGUGCCGGUUCCCUUGCAAGAGCAACCAGACAGGUUACCUGAUGGACAUCCUUCGGCGGCGCGGGAAGCGAGGCUACGAAGCCUUCCUGGAGUCCUUGGAGUUUUAUUACCCUGAGCACUACACCCGGCUCACAGGGAGGGAGCCAGCCCAGCGCUGCUCCAUGAUCCUGGACGAAGAAGGCCCCGAGGGGCUCACUCAGUUCCUGCUGGUGGAGGUGAAGAAGAUGAGGGCUCAGAGGAAAGAGCACCUGCUGAAGGAGCACCAGCUCCAGGCGAAAAACCAAGCCAUGGAGCAGGAGCAAGCCCGGCUGGAGCAGCGGCUGCAGGAGCUGCUGAAGGUGCAGGAGCGGUGCCAGCGGCUGCGGGAGGAGUGGGACUCCAACAGCGUGGAGCUGCUGAGGCUGAAGGACGAGAACUACAUGAUGGCCAUGCGCUACGCCCAGCUCUGCGAGGAGAAGAACAUGGCUGUGCUGCGCAGCCGGGACCUGCAGCUGGCGGUGGACCAGCUGAAAUGCAAAGUCACCAGCCUGGAGGAGGAGUGCAGCCUGCUGAGGAAGCAGGCAGCCGUGGUGCCCCAGCGGGAGGCGGAGGAGCGGGGCCACCCCGACACCGUGUCCGAGCUGUGGGCUGAGAACCAGCGGCUGAUGGCAUCGCUGCAGGAGCUGCAGGGCACCUUGCAGGCUCCAGGCGAGGUCCCAGUGCCGGGCUCUGAGCAGAUCCUGCUGGACAUCCUGGAGCACGACUGGAAGGAAGCCCAAGACGACCGGCAGGACCUCUGCCAGAAGCUCAACUCCCUGCAGAGCGAGCUGCAGUGGGCCGAGGAGCUGAGGGAUAAGUACCUGCAGGAGGUGGAAGACCUGCAGCUGAAGUACCGGACCCUGCAGAAGGACUGCGACCUCUACAAGCAUCGCAUGAACACCGUGCUGCUGCAGCUGGAGGAGAUCGAGAAGGAGCGCGACCAGGCGAUCCAGAGCCGGGACGGGGUGCAGCUGCAGUACUCCCAGAGCCUGAUCGAGAAGGACCAGUACCGCAAGCGCGUGCGAACCCUGGAGGAGGAGAGGGACGAGCUCCUGAGCAAGCUGAGCCAGGCGGAGGGGCUGAACAGCACGCUGGAGGCGCAGCUGCAGCGCUGCAGGGGCAACCGCAGCCUGGGCAAGAUGUGCAGCUCUUCCUACUCCCUCUGCUCCAACCUCAGCAGCACCUGGAGCCUCGCCGACAACCCCGCUGGCUUCGCGAGUGGGCUGGUGGACGCGCUGGGGGACUCUGCCAUUCAGAGCAUGGAGGUGACCCCUGACAGCGAGAAGGACAUCAACCGCCUCUCCACCUUCCCCUUCCCUCCCUGCAUCGGCUCCAUCCUCCGGCGGCAGCGGGAGGAGAGGUGCAUGCCCUACAAAAGCUUGUCCUGUGGCUCCUUCAGCAGCAUGGAAGAUGCAACAGGCAGUGGUUUCGCUAGCAUCUCGCUUGGGGCCUUCUCCUCCUCUUCCAGCAGCACCUACGCCAGGGUGAAGUCGGAGAUCUGCUUGUCCACGCUCCCCAGCCGCCAGGAGGUCACCAGGAGGUCCCUGGUGGUGCAGCUCAGCAGCAUGGGUCCCACCAGCAACCUGUCGCCCCAGGAGAAGAGUCUGGGAGCAGACAUCUCCAUCCUCGGAGGGAACAGGACAGGGAUUUUCGUCCAGUGGGUCAAGCCAGGCUCACAGGUUGAGAAAGCAGGGCUCAAGGAAGGCUGCCGGCUCAUUGAGCUGAGGGUCCCGUCGCUGAAGGAGGAGGUGCUGUCGCUGGAGAACUGCACGCGGGAGGUCGCCUACCUGAGCCUGCUGCACUGGGAUGAGCCUUCGAGCCUGGUCUUUCAGCUGGACCUGCAGGGAUACCAGCCUCUGCGGGAAGCCCUGGAGGAAGGGAAGAAGUUUUCCGGAGACUCUUUCUAUGUCCGCACCAACCUGCCCCUCCUGGAGUCGUCAGACCCCUACGCCCUCUGCGUCAAGUGCCGGGAGAUCCUGCACGUCACGGACACCAUGCACAAAGGGCGGCUGGAGUGGUACUGCUCCCGCGUCGACCCCCUGACCAUGCGGGACCUGGACAAGGGGACGGUGCCCAACUACAGCAGGGCCCACCAGCUGUUGAAGAUCCAGGAGAAGAGCAACCUGCCCGGGCAGCAGAAGAGCCACAGAAAUAAUCUAAAGAAACGGGCCUUGGACCAACUGCGCCUGGUGAAAUCCAAACCACAGAAGAGCUCAGGCCAGCCCCCUCAGCAGCUGUGGCUGGACCCUUGCUCAGACCCGGACAGGAGCCUGAAGCCUUACAGCCUGGUGCGCCCGGUGGUGGUGCAGACCCCGCGCCCCGUGGUGCUGUCCCCCAACUGCAUCGCCCCGCGCCUCAUCAGGAACCUGCUGGACCUGCCCACCUCCCGCCUGGACUUCCACGUGUGCCCAGCAGAGAAGCUGGCAGAAGAGCAUCCCAGCACUGCCCAUGCUCAGGAGCCCCCUGUGUCCAAAAGUGGCCCCCAGGAGUGGAAGGAGAGUGGCCAAAUCCGCAUGAUCCGGGAGGCGAUGGAGAAGAAUAAACACUGCCUGCUCGAGCUGGGAGUUCAGAGUGUGAGGGAUCUAAUUAAACGUGAGAUAUACCCCAUUGUAAUCCACAUCGAGGUCACCGAGAAGAACGUCAGGGGACUCAGGAACUUGCUGGGGAAGCCGGGCCAGCGGGACGCGGAGGUGCUGAAGAUGUGUCGUGGUGCUGAGCAGGCUCUCCACGCUCUUCCCUGCUCCUGGGCACGCGUGGAGCCCCACGCCUGGAGCCACGCUGAGGAGCUGCCCAAGGUGGUGCGGGGCUGCAUCUUCCAGGAGCAAACGCGCCCGCUCUGGGUCGAAGAUGGCGAUGACUGAGCUCGGAGUAGCAGAGCCUUCCCCAAGAGCUGUCCUUGGGCUCCUGCAGGUAGCGUGGCCACCUUCCGCAGGGGGCUGCCAGCAGCAAAGGCACCAGGUGGCCUUGUGGGGCCCCUUGAGGACAUGAAGAGUUGGGGACACAACACAUGUUGACCCACCAGCCUGAGCUUUCCGUGUUUUCCUGGAGAGAAGUCUUCCUUCCACCUUUCCUCUGGAUGCCUCCUGGGCUGUUCCCCAUCACCUUGGGCCCUGGGCUCUGGUACGUGGUCAGAUGGGGAGCACGGGGGAACCGUGUGAGAUCAGGCCGUGCAGGAGCAUCUCUCUCACACGUACGCAUUGAAACCCUUUGCCCAUCACCUCUGUCUUCCCUGCCCCGUGGCACCGUGUGCUCCGGGUCCUCCUCUACCUCACCUCCUGCCCCGCGGAGCAGGAGGCACGGCCGCACUGACACUAAGACGCAACCAACCCUCGUUUUAUGGGAGCUGUACUUUUUAUGGCUUGUAAAUUAUUAACGGGCCGUUUCACUGGCAACCCGCGUGUAAAGGAGAAUUAAAUGCCAUUCAUAACGGCGACGGGUG